Zymoseptoria tritici IPO323 is the source of this 771-nucleotide messenger RNA. RefSeq lists its product as uncharacterized. The record is from RefSeq and is a predicted model, not a curated record. The transcript has 3 exons. Lineage: Eukaryota; Fungi; Ascomycota; Dothideomycetes; Mycosphaerellales; Mycosphaerellaceae. Bases 1 to 771 code for a protein of 256 amino acids.
AUGGCAGGCGAAGGUCACCUCAACAACUUCGGAAACGCCAAUUCACCAGGCACAUGGGAGUCCAAUACAGCAGCAAGAGCAGCCACAAUGACUAGACCCAACGUCAUUCUGGAGGCUUUGGAGCCUGGCGGGGAGCCAUGGUUGGAACUGACAUAUGAGGAGGGUCUGAAAGAGAUCGAUGCCUUCUGGCCUUCACCUGAGCUGAAGCCAGAGUCGACGACGACGGUCACAGCACUUGAGGGUCACGUUCAAAGCACGACGCCAGGCGUCGAAGCUGAUAUUAUUGAUGGACUGAUGGACGACAUUGAUGAGAUCGAGCUUUUGGACACCGGUGGCGCGGCGAUCGGGAGCGGCGACGAUAUUUUCCUUGGGGACGACAGCGGCGCAGUAGGCCACGGAAACGAUACCGCCAUGAAAGACGCAUUCCACGUGCGCUCGACCGCUGCAAGAAGUCGUGCCGCGUCUAUCAGCACACCCGACGAUGACGCUCCAAUCGCCAGUCACACCGGCUCGCCAGAGCUUCCGAUUUUCGACCAAGUCGCUCUUACUCCUGCUCGAAGAGAUGGCCACUUGGCAGAUCGUGGCAGUACGGGAAUACCUUCUUCCGAGUUGAGGUCUUCGAUGCAAAAGGAGAUGCAUCACGAAGACGAAGCUGCCAUAUCUGUUGCUAGAGCUCCGACACUGCCUAACGUACCAACAUUGACUGGCCUGGGCCAUGUUAGCACGAGGUCGGAAGGAGAUGGUUUCAAAUCAUUGUUCCAAGCAGUCUAG